GGUGUGCCUCUUUAGCCAGAAGCUGCUAUGGGUUACCUCAAGCUAAUUGAAAUAGAAAACUUUAAGUCAUGGCGUGGGAAACAAAUUAUUGGACCUUUUAUGCGAUUCAAUUGUAUUAUAGGACCAAAUGGUUCUGGUAAGUCCAACAUCAUGGAUGCGCUGAGUUUCGCCACAGGCGAGCGGGUCGCCUCUCUUCGGGUGAAGCACCUGAGUGACCUUAUCCACGGAGCCCACAUCGGUAAACCUGUGUCCGACACCGCCCUGGUGGCCCUCCACAUCUGCGAUGAUGAGGACCAUGAGAGAAUCUUUUCCCGUACAAUAGCAGGUCACUCUUCAUCAUACCAAAUUAAUGGAGCUCAGGUUUCAUAUGCAACCUACAUCAAGGAGCUUGAAAAGGUCGGGAUUGUGACCAAAGCUCAGAACAUUCUGGUGUUCCAGGGGGCAGUGGAGGCCAUUGCUCUGAAGGAGCCAAAGGAGAGGACUAAGAUGUUAGAGUGCAUCUGUCAGUCCCAGCAGUACGCUGCAGAAUACCAGAUGAAGAAGGAAGCCCUGCUGAAGGCUAGAGAGGACAGCAAGUUUCACUUCAACAACAAGAAAUCUGCCAUAGUGGAAAAGAAACAGGUCUCCCAAGAAAAAGAAGAGGCCCUGAAGUACCAGGCCUUGGUGGAUGACCUGAACCACAAACGUCUGAAGCUGAAUCUGGUUGAGCUUUUUUAUAACGAGAAGAGCAUCAGCGCCAUUAGUGAGACGCUGAGGGAGAAACAAGAGGAUGCAGCGGGAAAGACCGACGAGUUGGUUACUGCAGAGCAACGCGUCAAAGCCCACAAAAAAGAGCACGGACGUCUCAGCAGAGAGCAGCAGCACCUGGAAAAAGAAAUACGGGGUCAGGAGCACAUCCUGGCUCAGUCCAGCUCGCAGUACGUCAAAGCCAAAGUGAACACAUCUCAUCACAUAAAGAAGGCUGCAGAGAUCAGCGCCGCUGUGAUGAGGAACAAGAAGAAGUUGGAAAGUAAAGAGCAGGAGCUGGAAGAAGGUCAGCAGGAAAUGGCUGAGCUUGAGAAGACGUGGAGGAGGUAUGAGAGGCAGACCCAGGAAGAAGGAGUCGCAAAGGGAAGAGACAUCAGUCUAGAUGAGGAUCAGUUAGAUCAAUAUAAGGAGCUGAAGAGGUUAGCCCAGAAGCAGGCGGCUGUCCUCUUCCAGCAGGCUGAGAAGCUACAGUGGGAAGUGACGGCAGACAGUGAAAAGCUGGCUUUUGAGCAGCGCAGAAAGAAGGAAAAAGAGGCUGCCAUCAAAAGCUGCCAAACUCGUCAAGAAGAUCUGAUGAGUAGAGCUGAGAAACUGGAGGAGUACACCCAGAAAUGCAAGGAUUCCCUUGAAGAUUUUGAUCAGCGGGGGGCGAGUCUGUCUGCAGAGCUUCAGCAUGUGUCUCAGCGAAGCAGAGAGCUGGAGGAGGAGCUGCUGCAGGUGACGGAGGAACUAGCCAACGCUCGUCUGGACAGCCACGAGAGCAGACACCAGCAGCAGCGCCGAGAAAUGCUAGAAAAGCUGCGCCGACUCUACCCAGAAACUGUUUUUGGGCGACUGUCUGAUCUCUGCAGCCCAGUCCAUAAGAAAUACCAGCUGGCUGUUACCAAAGUGUUUGGCUCCAACAUGAAUGCAAUCGUUGUGGCGACUGAGAAGGUCGCCCGCGAAUGCAUCGGCUUCCUCAAGGAGCAGCGAGGCGAGCCAGAGACCUUUCUGCCCGUCGACUACCUGGUGGUGAAAACACUGAAUCAACGACUCAGAGAGAUCCCAAAUGCCAAGAUGGUUGUGGAUGUGGUGCGGGUUACUGCCGGCCCAGGCGCUGCUCUGCUGGAAAAAGUGAUGCAGUACGUCUGCGGCAACGCCUUGGUGUGUGAAACCAUGAAAGUUGCCAGGAGUGUGGCCUUUGACAGACAGGAACGAGUUAUGACUGUCACCUUGGAUGGGACGCUGUUUAAAACUUCAGGCGUGAUCUCUGGAGGUUCCAGCGAUCUGCGGACCAAAGCUCGCUGCUGGCAGGAGAAGGACAUGAUCCGUCUGAAGGAACACAAGGACGAACUGAUGCACGAGUUACGGGACUUAGUGAGGCUCAGAAGGAAGGAGUCCAGUCUAAAGCAGAUCUUGGCUGAGGCUCAGGGAGCUCAGAGCCGUCUGAAGUACAGCACAACCGAUUUGGAAAUCCUUCGGGACAAAGCCAUCCCUGACUGCAGAGCGGAAAUCUCCUGCCUGAAGAGUGAGCUAUCAAACCUUAAGUGUCAGAUUCAGAUGCAGCAGGAGAGUCUGGAAGCAAAAGACGCAGAGAUAAAAAGAAUCAGACAGCAGAUCGAUCAGAUCGAGGAUGAGGUGUUUGCAGACUUCUGUGCCCAGAUUGGUGUGGGAAGCAUUAGAGAGUUUGAACAGGAGCACCUAAAGCUGCAGGAAGAGGUCGACAAGAAACGCCUGGAGUUUGAAAGUCAGCGCGACCGCUUGAAAGCGCAGCUGGAAUAUAAUAAGGAACAUCUUGUGCAGGAGAAGAAGAAGCUGCACUCAAUGGAGGACAAAGUUAGCAAGGAGGAGCAGGCCAUUGCUGAAAGCAAAGAGGAUGAGAAGAAGCUUCUGCAGGUAGUAGAGGAGGGUCAGAAUAAGCUUCAGGAGAUGAAGAACCAGCUUCUCCUUAGAAAAAAACAGGUGGCUUCAUUGAAAGCUGAGCUCAGCCAAAAAACUCAACACCUACAGGAGAUCAACAAGGAGCUGACCAAACUUCAGCGAGAGGUCAUGUCUGCUGAGACGGCCCUGGAACAGAAGCGCAUGGCUCGACACAACAUGCUGCUCGCCUGCAAAAUCCAGGACCUGCCGAUCAGUCUGCUAGUGGGCAGCCUGGACGAGAUCAGCCAAGUGCAGGAGCUUGGAACAGAUUCAGAGAGCACCACAGCCACCAUGGAUAUAUACGAAAGAGAGGCGCAGCUCACCAUCGACUAUUCAGGGCUGGAGGAAGAGCUCACGAUUUUGGCUGAAGAUGAAGAGAUAGACGCUCAGAUGGAGAAGCUGAAGGAGUCUGUGUCCUCUGCAGAAAAAGUGCUGAGUUCUACUUCCACCCCUAACCUGAAGGCUCUGGAGAAGAAGAGGGAGGUGAAAGACAAGUUGGAGGCAGUGACUGAAGCUUUCAAUGCGAGCACCAAAGUAGUCCAAAAGUGCAACAAGGAGUUUGAGGAAGUCAAAACUCAGCGCCUCAAGCUCUUCAAUCAGUGUUUUGAACACGUGGUGCUCGUAAUCGAUCGCAUCUAUAAAAAAAUAUGCAGAAACAAGGGAGCCCAGGCCAUUCUGAGUGCUGAGAAUCCUGAGGAACCAUAUUUAGGCGGCAUCAACUACCACUGUGUGGCUCCAGGGAAGCGCUUCAUGUCUAUGGACAAUCUGUCUGGUGGAGAAAAAGCCAUCGCUGCUCUGGCUUUGCUGUUUGCUAUAAAUAGCUUCCGUCCGGCUCCUUUCUUCAUCCUGGAUGAGGUGGAUGCAGCCCUGGACAACACUAACAUUGGCAAGGUGACCAGCUUCAUCAGAGAGGAGUCCAAAGUGAACAUGCAGAUCAUUGUCAUUUCCCUGAAGGAGGAAUUUUUCUCCAAAGCUGAUGCUCUUCUUGGAGUCUGCUCCUAUCUUGAUCACUGCAUGUUUAGUCGCAUUUUGACCCUGGACCUGCGUCCCUACCCGCUGGCUGAAGAGGAAAACGACAAAGCAAGAGCUGAGGAGGCCAGAACCGACACAAGGCUGGAGUCUUCUACCCUGAAAAAGACUCCAUGAAGUCAUCGUUUCUUUGUGUUUUUACCUGAAAAUGUUCUGGUUCUUAAAAGUUUUUAUGCCUGCAGGUGUUUUGCUAAUGGUAGCAACUAGUCUGUUGAUAAUUUUACUAUGAAAAAUAGAAGUAACCUGAGUUCUCUAAGUGUUUUUUUUUUCUAGGAUAGGUUUCAAUGUUUUUAUUGACACCUUUGAUUGUUAAGGUUUUUAUUCAUUUUAAGGUCGGGUGGGUUUGUAAUUGUUAAAUUUUGUCAUUUCCUGACAGUAAUACAAAAAAGUUUAAAAAUUAUUCGGUUUUUAAAUAGCUUGUUUUCA
Molecule: messenger RNA, 4101 nt
Organism: Cyprinodon tularosa
Lineage: Eukaryota; Metazoa; Chordata; Actinopteri; Cyprinodontiformes; Cyprinodontidae
Gene: smc1b
Product: structural maintenance of chromosomes 1B
Exons: 25
Coding region: 28-3792 (1254 amino acids)
Biological process (GO): sister chromatid cohesion
Cellular component (GO): nucleus; chromosome; cohesin complex
Molecular function (GO): ATP hydrolysis activity; DNA binding; protein binding
Source: RefSeq, a predicted model, not a curated record